GAAUAAAUUUUUUGACAAUUUAAGUUGAUUGUCUCUCUUUGUAAUUAACUUUACUUUAAUUGUGAUAUUUGUUUUUUUUAUUCGUUUUGGUAUUAGUUGAGGUUAAUUCCUUCGUCAAUCAGUUAAUUAUGAGUAAAAGUUUCACUGCCACUGAUGUUCAAAAGGCUAAGCUAGAAAAGCUCAUGCAGAAUAUUGAUAAGCCUAUUGAAAUACCUCAAAGACCAAAGGAUUCAAAGUUUGCUGAGCCUCCAGAUUUCAUAAGAAACAUUAUGGGUUCAAGUGCUGGGGCUGGAAGUGGAGAAUUUCAUGUUUAUCGGCAUCUCAGAAGGAAAGAAUAUGCUAGACAGAGAUUCAUCGAAGAACAAGCUAAACAAGAAGAAUUGGAUAGAAGGUUUAAAGAGACGGUCGAAGAGAAGAAGAGAAAAGUGGAAGAGAAAACUGCUAAAAAAAGGGCGAAAAGAUUGAGGAAAAAAGAGAAAAUAAAACAAGCACGAAAAUCGAAGAAACUUAAACGUAAUCAAGAAAAGGAAAUUACCGACGAUGAGGAUACAGAAGAUGAUAAUGAAUCGAUUGUUGGUGAGGAUGAAAAAGCCGAUUCAAAGUUGACAACGAAAAGUGUAUCAAUCGAUGAGAAUGAGGAUAAAAGUGUAAAAGAAAUGAAAUUUGAUGAAAAAAUUUUAUCGGAAGAUGAAACUGUUGGAAAUGCGCCGAUUCCGAGUAAAAUUGAAGCAACACAAUCGAAACCAGAAGAAAUUGAUUCAGAUAAUGAUGAGAUUAUUGGACCGAUGCCUCAUCCGAUUAAUAAAAACUGUCAAGAAUCAAAAUCAGAAAAAGUUAAUGAUAGUGAAACAAAUAUCAAAUCAAAGCCAAAUACUUUUAACAAUCAAGGUGAUAAUUUAGUCGAUCCAAAUAACAGUGAAAGCGACACCGAAGCGAUCGGUCCAAUGCCAACAAAAUCUACUGACCAAGACGAAUCGAAAUGUGAAGAUCAAGUUCAAGAAGGAGCUGAAGAAAGUAGCGACGAUGAAAUGAUCGGGCCGAUGCCGAUCUAAAAACUGGAAACAAUAUUCGAAUGAGAAAUCAUUGUUAAUGGAAAAAAAGUUGAUAUGAAAAUCAAUCAUCAUAAAAUAUUGAUACAUAUUUUUUUUGUCUCUCCUGUAAAUAGACACUCGAUUGUUGAAAUGAAUCGAAUGGAUUAAAUUGAUUAAUCCUUUGGGUCCAAACAUCAAGAUGAUCCCUUGGAACCAAGGAUACUUUGUAAAGCGA
Panonychus citri (citrus red mite) is the source of this 1266-nucleotide messenger RNA. RefSeq lists its product as uncharacterized. Bases 129 to 1052 code for a protein of 307 amino acids. The record is from RefSeq and is a predicted model, not a curated record. The transcript is spliced from 3 exons. Lineage: Eukaryota; Metazoa; Arthropoda; Arachnida; Trombidiformes; Tetranychidae. Gene Ontology annotation, biological process: negative regulation of protein kinase activity. Gene Ontology annotation, molecular function: double-stranded RNA binding; protein kinase binding; protein kinase inhibitor activity. Gene Ontology annotation, cellular component: nucleolus.